Lycium ferocissimum is the source of this 819-nucleotide messenger RNA. RefSeq lists its product as uncharacterized. The coding region runs from base 107 to 679 and encodes 190 amino acids. Lineage: Eukaryota; Viridiplantae; Streptophyta; Magnoliopsida; Solanales; Solanaceae. The record is from RefSeq and is a predicted model, not a curated record. The transcript has 2 exons.
CCCCUUAUUUAUUUGCUCUUUCCAACCCUCUUUGCUCCAUCUCAGAUCACACAUUAGCUACUAUUUCCCAAAGUAUAGUUCCCUGUAAUUUUGAAGAGUACUCGAAAUGGAAAAGAACCAAAUCACCACCAAAAACACAGAGUCCCAACGUGUAUGUGAAAAGAUUUUCAGAGUAGUGAAUAUAAGUCCAGCUUUUCGACGAAUUUCUACAGUUCAUCCACAGACACAAAAUCCCAUUUCUGCUACUAAUUCAGCUACCAAGCCAAUAGUAGCAAGCACAGAUCAUCACAGAAAUGACCCUGCUAAAGCCACCAAAUUCAAGCUAGUUGCUCAAAGUGGAUCCACCAUUCCUCUUGAGUUAAAUGGCCAGAAAUAUCAGAACAUGUCUAGUACUGCCUCUAACAUGGUACGUGUAGAAUAUAAUCACAUUGCAGGAGAAAGUGCCACACCCAAGUUUAAAGCUGAAACUCUGAAACCUGUGAACAAGCUCCAUCAGCAGAAUCAAGAUCCUUAUAAAGGCGCGAAAGUUGAACCUCAUGUGAACAAGUCCCCUGUAAAGAACAUGUUCACUACAGUUCAUUAUCAGAUAAAUGAAGGACCUAAAGAUGAUAAUGAAAUAUUUUCUAAUUAUAUCGAUCGCGUGAAAAAAAAGAUGAGAAAUACGUUUGAUGAUGAUUGAUGAUCAUAAAGUCUCUCACUAUGUUGGCCGCUCCAAGUUCAAGACCUGAACUACAACUAUUGCUGGUGGGAACAAAGGAGCUACUUGAAGAAUCUUUGCAGAGUUAUGUGUAUGAUUGUUUAUCCUUUAAAUAAGAGAAA